Molecule: messenger RNA, 2265 nt
Organism: Hypanus sabinus (Atlantic stingray)
Lineage: Eukaryota; Metazoa; Chordata; Chondrichthyes; Myliobatiformes; Dasyatidae
Product: mucin-2-like
Exons: 4
Coding region: 1-2265 (754 amino acids)
Molecular function (GO): protein binding
Source: RefSeq, a predicted model, not a curated record
AUGAACCCAGUGGACAUCAAUACCCUGCAACAAGCCCUCACCAGCCAGGGCUCCCUACUGGGUCUGCAUGAUCAAAUUCUCCGGGAGGUCAUGGAGAACCUCUGUUCCCUGUCUGCUAACGUAACAAAGAUCGAGACAAGUGCACUGACCAGCACAUCAACCACAGUGACCAGUACACUGACCAGCACAUCGACCACAGAGACCAGUACACUGACCAGCUCAUCGACCACAGUAACCCGUACACCGACCAGCACACCAAACACUGAGACCAGUACACCGACCAGCACAUCCAACACAGAGACCAGUACACCGACCAGCACAACGACCACAGAGACCAGUACACCCACCAGCACAUCGACCACACAGACCAGUACACCGACCAGCACAUCGACCAGAGAAACCAGUACACUGACCAGUACAUCGACCACAGAGACCAGUACACCGACCACAGAGGCCAGUAUACCGACCAGCACACCGACCACAGAGACCAGUACACCGACCAGCACAUCGACCAGUACAUCGACCACAGAAACCAGUACACUGACCAGUACAUCUACCACAGUGACCAGUACACCGACCAGCACAUUGACCACAGAGACCAGUACUCUGACCAGCAUGUCGACCACAGAGACCAGUACACCGACCAGCACAUCUACCACAGUGACCAGUACACCAACCACAUUGACCACAGUGACCAGUACACCGACCAGCACAUCCACAACAGUGACCAGAACACCGACCACAGUGACCAGUACACCGACCAGCACAUCAACCACAGUGACCAGUACACCCACCAGGACAUCGACCACAGAGACCAGUACACUGACCAGCACAUCAACCACAGUGACCAGUACACCAACCAGCACAUCGACCACAGUGACCAGUACACCGACCACAGUGACCAGUACAUCAACCACAGUGACCAGUACACCCACCAGCACAUCGACCACAGAGACCAGUACACCGACCAGCACAUCGACCACAGUGACCAGUACACCGACCAGUGCAUUUAGCACAGUGACCAGUACACUGACCAGCACAUCAACCACAGUGACCAGUACACCAACCAGCACAUCCACCACAGUGACCAGUACACCGACCAGCUCAAUGACCACAGAGACCAGUACACCGACCAGCACAUCAACCACAGAGACCACUCCGUCGACCACAGAGACAAGUGCACUGACCAGCACAUCGACCACAGUGACCAGUACACUGACCAGCACAUCGACCACAGAGACCAGUACACCGACCAGCACACCAAACACUGAGACCAGUACACUGACCAGCUCAUCGACCACAACCAGUACACCGACCAGUACAUCCACCACAGUGACCAGUACCCCGUCCACAUCAACCACAGAGACCAGUACACCGACCAGCACAUCCACCACAGUGACCAGUACCCCGUCCAGCACAUCCACCACAGUGACCAGUACCCCGACCAGCACAUCCACCACAGUGACCAGUACACCGACCAGUACAUCCACCACAGUGACCAGUACACCGACCAGUACAUCCACCACAGUGACCAGUACACCGACCAGCACAUCGACCACAGGGACCAGUACACCGACCAGCACAUCGGCCACAGGGACCAGUACACUGACCAGUACAUCGACCACAGGGACCAGUACACUGACCAGUACAUCGACCACAGGGACCAGUACACUGACCACAUCCUCCACCGUGACCAGUACACCGACCAGCACAUCAACCACAGUGACCAGUACACCAACCAGCACAUCCACCACAGAGACCAGUACACCGACCAGCACAUCCACCACAGAGACCAGUACACUGACCAGCACAUCAACCACAGAGACCAGUACACUGACCAGCACAUCCACCACACAGACCAGUACACUGAACAGUACAUCAACCACAGAGACCAGUACACCAACCAGCACAUCAACCACAGAGACCAGUACACCGACCAGUACAUCAACCACAGUGACCAGUACACCAACCACAUCGACCAUAGAGACCAGUACACUGACCAGCACAUCAACCACAGAGACCGGUACACCGACCAGCACAUCGACCACAGAGACCACCCAGCACGUCACCUACUCUAACCAGUACACCAACAGGAACUUCAGCAAAGCCACCAGGUCAACCCAGCAGUACAUCAAAUGUGCCAACCACAGAUACUUCAACAGGCCGCACAAAAUCCACAAUGACCUCCUCCUCAACAACCAAAAAACAGGUGUUGUCGACAGCCGUUACAACUCCUCGGACCACUGUGCGUCCCACCACAACUAA